AUGUCCACAUCCAAGAGACACGUCAAAACUCAUUCUACUUAUGCCUUCGAAAGCAACACCAGUAACGUCGCUGCUUCUCAGAUGAGAAACGUUUUGAAUAGACUAGUCGACUCUGUUGAAGAUGAUGACAAACGUCAAAAAUUUGAAAAUGAAAUGGAUUCCUUCUUCACUCUUUUCAGAAGAUAUUUAAUUGAAAAAUCUCAAUCUAAUAACAUCUUGGAUUGGGAUAAGAUCAAAUCUCCAAACCCAGAAGAAGUCGUAAGUUAUGCUAAGAUUGACCCGGAAUUAGCUGGCAACACUGAAAAUCUAUCUAAACUGGCCGUUUUGAAACUUAAUGGUGGUUUAGGUACUUCCAUGGGUUGUGUGGGACCUAAAUCUGUCAUUGAGGUUAGAGACGGUAACACUUUCUUGGAUCUUUCUGUGCGUCAAAUUGAAUAUUUAAACAGAACUUAUGACUCGGAUGUCCCAUUGCUACUAAUGAACUCUUUUAACACUGAUAAAGAUACUGCACAUCUAAUCAAAAAGUAUUCUGGCAACAGAAUCAGAAUCAGAUCCUUUAACCAAUCCAGAUUCCCAAGAGUCUACAAAGACUCUUUAUUACCUGUCCCAACUGAAUACGAUGAUGCCUUAGAUGCUUGGUACCCACCUGGCCAUGGUGACUUGUUCGAAGCUCUUCAUGCUUCUGGUGAGUUAGAUGCAUUAAUUGCUCAAGGUAGAGAGAUUCUUUUCGUCUCUAAUGGUGACAAUCUAGGUGCCACUGUCGACUUAAAGAUCUUAAACCACAUGAUUGAGACUGGUGCAGAAUAUAUCAUGGAAUUGACUGAUAAGACUAGAGCUGAUGUGAAAGGUGGUACUUUAAUCAACUAUGAUGGUCAAGUCAGAUUAUUAGAAGUUGCUCAAGUACCUAAGGAACACAUUGACGAAUUUAAGAAUAUCAGAAAAUUCAAAAAUUUCAACACUAAUAACUUAUGGAUCAAUUUAAGAGCUAUUAAGAGACUAGUGGAAUCCUCAUCCCUAGAAAUGGAAAUCAUUCCAAAUCAAAAAACAAUCAUGAGAGGUGGCCAUGAAAUUAACGUCCUUCAAUUAGAAACUGCAUGUGGUGCUGCUAUUAGACAUUUUGAAGGUGCUCAUGGUGUUGUUGUCCCAAGAUCCAGAUUCUUACCAGUCAAGACUUGUUCAGAUCUUUUAUUAGUCAAGUCAGAUCUUUUCCACUUACAACAUGGUGCUCUUGUAUUGGAUGAACAAAGAUUUGGUCCAAACCCACUUAUUAAGCUAGGCUCUCAUUUCAAAAAGGUUUCUGAUUUCAGUUCAAGAAUUCCACAUAUCCCAAAGAUUGUUGAAUUGGAUCAUUUAACCAUCACUGGUAAUGUUUUCUUAGGUAAAAAUGUCACGUUAAGAGGUACUGUCAUUAUUGUUUGCUCUGAUGGGCAAAAGAUUGAUAUUCCAAAUGGUUCUGUCUUAGAAAAUGUGGUUAUUACUGGUAACUUACAAAUCUUAGAACAUUAA
Arxiozyma heterogenica is the source of this 1506-nucleotide messenger RNA. Its product is annotated as UTP--glucose-1-phosphate uridylyltransferase. The record is from RefSeq and is a predicted model, not a curated record. The transcript has a single exon. Gene Ontology annotation, cellular component: cytoplasm. Lineage: Eukaryota; Fungi; Ascomycota; Saccharomycetes; Saccharomycetales; Saccharomycetaceae. The coding region runs from base 1 to 1506 and encodes 501 amino acids. Gene Ontology annotation, biological process: UDP-alpha-D-glucose metabolic process; glycogen metabolic process. Gene Ontology annotation, molecular function: UTP:glucose-1-phosphate uridylyltransferase activity.